Molecule: messenger RNA, 2679 nt
Organism: Glycine soja
Lineage: Eukaryota; Viridiplantae; Streptophyta; Magnoliopsida; Fabales; Fabaceae
Exons: 4
Coding region: 250-2367 (705 amino acids)
Biological process (GO): negative regulation of DNA-templated transcription
Source: RefSeq, a predicted model, not a curated record
CCUUUUCCUUUCAUAUUCUCAUCCAUUUCGUUUCUCUUCUUCUUCUCACUUCAUUUUAUAAACUCACUCUGCAGUUAGCGACAAAACCCCAACCCGAUUCGGAUCCGAUUAGGUUCUCUCGGAUCCUCUCCACCGCCUCCUCCGAUUCCCAAAUCCACUCCCUCCUCCUGUCUUCGCUCGAGAUCCGAGCUAAGCACGGGAUUCGGAUUUCCGUUUCCAUCGCUCUCUCUUCACCAGUUUUGCGCUUAAAUGGCAUCAAGCGAGGGGUUUCUGACCGAUGGACAGAGAGAGAUUCUGAAAAUAGCGAGUCAGAAUGUGGAGAAUUUGUCUUCCUCGCCGAAAUCUCCAUCCUCCUUGCUUGCUGAACAUCAUCAUCACGUGAGGGCUCCUUCAGGGGGUGGUAAGGCACAGACUGCUGGGCAUGCUGCCAGGAAUGUGCGCCGGUCGCACUCCGGAAAGUAUGGGAGGGCGAAGAAGGACGGUGCUGGUGGUAAGGGCACUUGGGGGAAAUUGCUUGAUACAGAUGGUGAAUCCCGUAUAGACAAGAACGAUCCAAACUAUGAUAGCGGCGAGGAACCUUAUCAACUGGUGGGAUCUACUGUUACUGAUCCUUUAGAUGACUUCAAGAAAGCCGUAGUAUCCAUCAUAGAGGAAUAUUUCAGUAAUGGGGAUGUCGACUUGGCCGCAUCUGAUCUCAGAGAACUUGGAUCAAAUAAAUAUUAUCCAUACUUCAUUAAGCGUCUUGUAUCCAUGGCCAUGGAUAGGCAUGAUAAAGAGAAAGAGAUGGCUUCAGUUCUGCUUUCAGCAUUGUAUGCUGAUGUCAUCAGUCCUGCACAGAUUAGAGAUGGGUUUUUUAUGCUUAUUGAAUCUGCUGAUGAUCUUGCAGUGGACAUACUGGAUGCAGUUGACAUCCUUGCUUUAUUUCUGGCACGUGCUGUUGUGGAUGACAUCAUUCCUCCAGCCUUUCUUGCCAGGGCCAAGAAGGCUCUUCCAGAAUCUUCUAAGGGAGUUCAAGUAAUCCAGACUGCUGAAAAAAGUUAUCUCUCAGCUCCACACCAUGCAGAACUUGUGGAGAGGCGAUGGGGUGGUAGCACUCACAUCACUGUUGAAGAUGUGAAGAAGAGGAUUGCUGAUUUACUAAGAGAAUAUGUGGAUAGUGGUGACACAUUAGAAGCCUGUAGGUGCAUACGGGAAUUGGGGGUUUCAUUCUUUCAUCAUGAGGUCGUGAAGAGGGCCUUGGUACUUGCCAUGGAGAUCCAUUCGGCAGAACCUCAACUGUUGAAGCUAUUAAAAGAAGCAGCUGAAGAGGGACUUAUUAGUUCCAGCCAAAUGGUGAAAGGAUUUUCUCGUUUGGAAGAAGUCCUAGAUGAUCUUGCUCUUGAUAUUCCAUCAGCUAAAACUCAGUUUCAGUCAUUGGUGCCUAAGGCAAUAUCAGAAGGGUGGCUUGAUGCCUCAUUUUUGAAACCAUCUAGUGAAGAUGGGGAUAUAGUAGUUGAAGAUGAAAAGGUGAGGAAGUAUAAAAAAGAGGUUGUAACUAUAAUUCAUGAAUAUUUUCUUUCUGAUGACAUUCCUGAACUCAUUCGAAGUCUUGAAGAUCUUGGGGCACCUGAGUAUAACCCAAUAUUUUUGAAGAAGCUAAUAACUCUUGCCAUGGACAGAAAGAACAAGGAAAAGGAAAUGGCAUCAGUACUGCUAUCUGCUCUUCAUAUAGAGAUCUUCUCAACAGAGGAUAUAGUUAAUGGUUUUGUCAUGCUUCUGGAAAGUGCAGAAGAUACAGCACUAGAUAUAUUGGAUGCAUCAAAUGAGCUUGCUCUUUUCUUAGCACGAGCUGUGAUUGAUGAUGUAUUGGCUCCUCUGAAUUUAGAGGAAAUUAGCAGCAAGUUGCCUCCAAAAUGCAGUGGUAGUGAAACUGUACGGAUGGCUAGAUCACUUGUUGCUGCUCGUCAUGCUGGUGAGAGACUAUUGAGAUGUUGGGGUGGUGGGACUGGAUGGGCUGUUGAAGAUGCCAAGGACAAAAUCAUGAAGCUCUUGGAGGAGUACGAGAGUGGAGGUGUUGUGAGUGAAGCAUGCCAGUGUAUCCGUGACCUGGGAAUGCCUUUCUUCAACCACGAGGUUGUCAAGAAAGCUUUGGUUAUGGCCAUGGAGAAGAAGAAUGAUAGGAUGCUGGAUCUGCUGCAGGAAUGUUUCAGUGAAGGUCUAAUAACCAUCAAUCAGAUGACCAAAGGGUUCACCAGAAUCAAGGACGGUCUUGAUGAUCUCGCUCUGGACAUUCCAAACGCUAACGAGAAAUUCAGCUUCUAUUUGGAGCAUGCCCUGAAGAAGGGCUGGCUCCUACCAUCAUUUGAUUCCACUGCCACAGAUGUCUAACUGGCCCAGGCUGCAGCAGCUUCUUGAGGAGGACUAUAUUUUCAUUGUUUCUCUUAUAUAUGUUGUUGCACUUUAGCUUCCGCUGAAUGUGGAUAAAUCUGUGGGAUGGUUGGACUUCUCAUGAUCCUUUGAAUCUGUUUUUUCUUUUCUUUCAAAAUUAUGUCACCGACAGAUAUUCCUAUGAAUCUCAGUCGUUGUGUAAAUUUGGUCUUAUAUUUCGUUGACAGCUUUUUAGAAUGGUGUUGCGUCAAGAGGUAUGAGAGGAAUAUAGUGUAUUUUUCAGCCUUAAUACUCGUUUUUCAUUAUCUUGUA